This is a messenger RNA of Owenia fusiformis, 530 nucleotides long. NCBI's taxonomy places the organism in Eukaryota, Metazoa, Annelida, Polychaeta, Sabellida, Oweniidae. The record is from the annotation of a GenBank genome assembly.
UGGAAUACAACCGCAGCUAGUUUUAGUCAUGAUUCACUUUUUUCUCAGCCAAUACUCAACCAAUACCUCGUAUAACAUAAACACAUCAAUAUAAAAAAAUUCAACAAAACCUAUACAUGUUCGUUACAGGGCAUUCGCUUAUUACUCAGAUAUGCAUGACGUUGACAGUCUGUGUAAGAGCAUGGUGAUGAAAUUACAAUUCGUCUCUAAGUUUCAAAAUCUCUGUUUUCAAAACUGUUUGGAAAAUGUCAUCAUGAUAAAUCAUGACAUCUCAUUUCUUCUCAGCCCUGAGAUAUUUCAGGUGACACAGAAAGAUGCUUUGAGUAUCAGAAUGGGAAAAUGUCGAUUUUCACAUGAUAACAUCAGUAUUGCACGCUUUACAGGGCGUCCACAAAAAGUAUACCCAACUUCAAAGCCAGGAUACUACAAUUCUGAGCAUUUUUCUAAAAAUACAAAGGUAGCAGUAAAAGGCCUAUUUUGUUCCCCAUCCAAUGGUACCUAGAUCAUUAUGUAACUGUCAUGGAUGACUG